ACUACUACUAUUACCCUUGGAGCAAGCUUGACUUGACGUUUGCGUCUGCCUCGCAGCUCAUCUGUCAUUUCAAAUGUUUCCCUUUCGAAGUUUACUCGUGAAUGUGUUUAUUUUCACGGUUGUAGCCGUGGAGGAUGAUUCCAUACUGGAAGAGGAUGGUGGUUGGGUAACAAAGUCAGAGGAUAGAAUAGCACAUCCUGGUCUGUGCAACAUUAUGGUAGAGGAUGGAACUUUAACACAAGAACAGUUUCUGGAACGAUACGCCUACUCACAGCCUGUGGUAAUCCGAGGUGCUUCAGACAAUAAGGUCUUUCGUUCCUUAACUCAACGCACAGCUCUUUUGGAUGGAUAUGGACAUACAACUGUGCGACUUAGUUCUGCUAAUAGUUACAGUUAUGCUAAAAGGGACAUAUCAUUUCAAGACUAUUGCUCAAAUCAUGUGCAUCCACAAAAGCUGUCAACAUUAGGCAACGAGACAUUUUACUUUUUUGGUGACAAUAAUCAUGAAGAGUGGGAGAAUCUUCUAGAGAAGUAUAAGCAACCACCAUUUCGACUACCACAUCACACUGCUGCUCUUAGUUUUGGUUUAGCAGGACCUGGUACAGGAGUUCCUUUUCAUUUUCAUGGUCCAGGGUUUGCAGAGACAUUAUGGGGUCGGAAAAGGUGGUUCAUGUAUCCUCCACACAUAAACCCCAAUUUUCAUCCUAAUCGUACAACUCUGCAGUGGUUUAUUGAGGAAUAUCCAAAUAGAAAAGAGGACAUUAACCUUUUUGAAUGUACCCUGUCACCUGGUGAGGUCAUCUAUUUUCCUGACAAGUGGUGGCAUGCAACCUUGAACAUUGAUAGUAGUGUCUUCAUCUCCACAUUUUUAAGCCCAUAGUACUCUUAGAAGAUAUGUGAUAAAAGCACACAUUUUGGUGUGCAAGUAAGUGGGUGGUUUGGAACUAAUUUAUUACGAUGCCACUGAGUUUUCAUUGUGGUAGAGGUAAUUAUUUUUAAUAAUGUACAGUAUAUAUUUUUACAGUGUUUAUUUUCUAUCAGUGGCCGGCCCUGUGAGUUAAAUAAAUUGGCUCUGUGGUCUGGUUAAACAUACUUAAUAAUAUUCCCAAUUGUAACAUCAAAAUACAUUUUUCUCAAAAUCGUCGUCAAUGAACAUUUUCAAGUCAGAUUUCCCCUCUAUGGGCUGAGGCAUAAAAGUUCAUUCUACUCCUUUGUCUUGUGCACUUUCUGCUUGCUGUUCCCUGUCAUUCAGGUCUUCUUUUAUGCCUAUUUUCUUGCUUUUCUAAACCCUCUUGUUUUGCCAUUUCUACAUCCACAACUGAAUAACUGCUCUGCUCUCCUCCCCUUCUUACCACUUGCAUAAGUCAUCCCUCUGUUAAAGUUAUCUCUAGUCACUAAAUCUGUACUUAUUGUACUGUAAUGCUUUAUAUUUAAUUAUCUCUUUGGUAAAUUGUUAUAAUACUGUUUUCCCCCUGUAUUGGAGGCCUUUUUUCCCUACUGGUUCUGCAGCUGCUGUAGUUAAUAAUUUUGUAUUCCUGAUUUUGUUAGCCUCUUCAGACUUCACAUUCCCUUUAGUUUCCUACUUUCUUUUUACGCUGAAUAGAGUUUGAUAUAAUAUUGGGUAUCUCUAUCAAAAGAAACUUAAUUUUAGUUAGUUUCUUCUUAUCUCAUUUUCUUCCUAUCUCUCUAUUUAUCUCAUUUUCUUCCUAUCUCUAUUUAUCUCAUUUUCUUCCUAUCUCUCUAUUUAUCUCAUUUUCUUCCUAUAUAUCUUUUUUAGAGUACUGUGUAAAAUUAAACUCCUCAGAUCAAUUUAUAUAUUGGGCCUGUAAUUAAAUUGUGAAUUAGUGUCUGUUGCUAAAAUUAGACUUGUUGAUUGUGUCAUCAAGAAGCGAUAUAAAGCCUUCAAUGAACUGACCUUCACCACCCCAUAUAGAUCCAAUAGUUGUGCCAGCUUAAGGGUAUCGGCCUGGGGGUUUGGGUUAUCAUAAGCUAUCUUAAUGAAAAUUACAGGGCUAAUUAAUAGUGUUUUAAGGAAUGUAUACAUUAAAUGUUUCUUUAAUUAGAGCAAAAAAAAUUGUGAAUAUUUUUUGUUUUUUUAAUACGUACAUAUUUUCCAAAAUUUUGAAAGCCCAUGCCACCAUUAUUUAUCAAUAAAUUUCAAAAAUUUAAAAAACUAAAUCAAAGUUCAUAGUAUAGAGACUAAAAACGCAGGCAUAAAAUUGUCGAAUUAUGUUUUCUUAACUAUUAGUGUAUAGUACAGAAAAACAUAAAAUAAUUAUAUUAAAUAAUAUACAGUGGUACCUCGAGAUACGAAAUUAAUCCAUUCCGAGGGGGCCUUCGUAUCAUGAGCUUUUCGUAUCUUGGACCGCAUUUUACAUGUAAAAUGGCUAAUCUGUUCCAAGCCCUCCAAAAACACCCCAGUAAAUUUCAUAAUAAAGCUAAAUUGACCUACAAACAAUGAAAUACUACAACAAUUUGGACCAUUCAAUACCCAACUUAAUACGUACUGCUAAUAUACCUGUAAAUAAAGUGUAUUAGUGUACAUGGUAUACAAGAAAUACUGUACGUACAUACGUACGUAUGUAGUAAAAUGUGGAAGCUUACCUUUCGAGUGAGGCUAUCUCCAAAAGUGGCGACAGAGGAGGAGGACAAACAGCAGAUACGUACGUACACUUAACUUUACAAACAUAAAAAAAUGUAAGGAAAACAUAAACUAAACUUUACAAAACACAUUAACAAAACUGUAACAC
This is a messenger RNA of Macrobrachium nipponense, 2750 nucleotides long. RefSeq names its product jmjC domain-containing protein 8-like. Lineage: Eukaryota; Metazoa; Arthropoda; Malacostraca; Decapoda; Palaemonidae. Bases 74 to 880 code for a protein of 268 amino acids. Gene Ontology annotation, cellular component: cytoplasm. The record is from RefSeq and is a predicted model, not a curated record. The transcript is spliced from 8 exons.